AUGAAAAAAAAAAAAAUAUUUUCCACCUUUUCUACUCAUUUCUUACUUUUUCUUUCAAUACGUUAUUCAUCUUCAUUUUUUUUUAAUAUUCGGCCUUUCUUUCACUUUCUUUUUCUUCCAAUUCGUGCUUUUUCUUUCUUUCGGUCUUUUUCCUCUUUUUUUUUUUUUAUUUUUUCAAUUCGCUAUCUCCUUUCUUUAUGUGCUUUUUCUUCUUUUCUUUCUUUUUUUCCUUUCAUUCAUUAUUUUCUUCUUUUUUUUUCUUUCUUUUUUUCGUUUCUUUUCUUCACGUUUUUUCCAGUUUUGUUUUUUUUCUUUUUCACUAGUUUUCUUUCUUUCUUUCUUUCUUUCUUUCUUUCUUUCUUUCUUUCUUUCUUUAAAUAUUGUAUUAUGUCUCUUUCCCUCUUUCGUUGUUUUUUCUUUCUCUCUUCCUUGCUUUCAUUCAUCCAAAUCGUUCACUCGUCACCUUCUUUUAUCCUUUUUCUUUCUUUCUAUCUUUAUCUGUUUUCCUUCUUUUAUUUGUCUUGCAUCCUUUUCUUUUUGUUUUUUCUUUCUUGCUUGCUUUCUUUUAGUUCAUACAUUAUCCUUUUCUUUUACUUACCAUUUCUUCUUUCAACUCUUUAUUUGCCUUCUUUUUUCUUUCAACUAAUUAUUUUCUUUCUUUCUUUCUUUCUUUGUUUUCUAAGUAGUAAUUUAUCUUCUUUCUUUCUGUCUUUCUUUCUUUCGCUUUUUUCUUCGUUCCUUUCUUUCGCUCUUACAUUCGUUCGCUUCUUUCUUUUCUUCGAUCUUUCUUUCUUUCUAUCUUUCAACUCGUUAAUGAUCAGCGUUUAUUUCGUCAUUCAUCAUUUCAUUUUUCUUUCUCUCUUUUUCUCUCUUUCUUUCUUUCUUUCUUUCUUUCUUUCCUCCUUACUUUUCUUUUUUUUUUCGUUUAUUCUUUUUCGUUUCUGUCUUUUUCUUUAUUUACUUUUCUUUCUUUUAUUUCUUCUUAAUAUUUUUCUUAUUUUCAUAUUUUUUUUCUUUUCGAAUAAAAUACUCUCUUCAUUUUCCUUCUUUCUUUAUUCUCUUUUUCUUCAUCUAUAUAUUCCUUUUUUUUCUUUUUUCCCGCUUCUUUUUAAUUCUAGCCUUUUAAGUUUUUUUCCUAUCCUUUCUUUUCCAUUUUUCUUUCUUUUUUUUCAUUCUUAG
Messenger RNA from Acanthosepion pharaonis, 1179 nucleotides. The record is from the annotation of a GenBank genome assembly. Lineage: Eukaryota; Metazoa; Mollusca; Cephalopoda; Sepiida; Sepiidae.